UGGCUUCUGCGCUCUCCUUCUCCGACGACUUUUGGUUUAAAAAAUAUUAAUAAUUAAACAUCACGAUUAGUAUGGACGGGCUCCAGGGUUUUCUGGAAGAUCGUCGUUGGCCGUCUCUCGAUCGAUGCUCCACGACCCGCAAGCCUUGUCGCAACUGGAGAAUUCCUGGACUCAAAAUCGGCUGUUUUGUGGGCUGCAGCGUCACGUGACCAGCACGCGCCGCGGGUAAAGAUGGCACCGGAUGGUUAGAAAACAAGGAGCGCGAGCAGCGGAGACGUUCAACACACCGCCGCGACAGUUGGGAUCCUUACAAACAGAGUCGAACAAUGGAUCCUGGACAGGAUUUGCUUCUUGCUGCACUAAGUGAAAGUGGAAUCUGCCCUAAUGAUCUUUUCGAUGUUGAUCCUCAGGACAUCAUUCCAGCCCCUGCUUCACUUCAGUCAGUUUCAAUAAAUGCACUUGACAUUGGUCUCAGUAAUGAAGCUUCUGGAAUGGUCAGAAUUGAACCUUCUGUUCCACCUACUCCAACAGUAACAAUCAGGGAGAAGCCUCAGCAGUCGACAACCACUUUUGUCUUAAAUCAACUGAAUCAGUUGCCAUCGCUGGGAACCAUUGUAGUCACAAAACCUUCAGCUGGGGCCACCUCUAGACAAACCAUCACAGUAACCAAAGUGGUACACACAAGCUCAGCAGGCCAGCGGACCACCUCUUUCUCACCUACUGUUUGCACUGUGGUCCCACGGAACAGCGAGCAGAUCAGGUUGAAGGACCUCCUCCGAACCAGUAGCCUUGGAGAGCUCAUGAAGUUGAAGCCCCCACCUGACAUAGCUCAACCCGUUGCUACGGCAACAGCCACAGGGACAAUGGAAUUAAACAAUGGUUUGAAAAAAGAAGUGUCCAGCAAAGAUGUAGCAAGAAUCUGGGUCAACGAUGACAUGAAAAUGCGGAGCUUCUCACCUGUGAACAAAUUACCAGGAAUUAAGGAUGAAGAAGAACCAGAGGAAGAGGAAGAAGAGGAGCUGGGUCAUGCAGAGACAUAUGCCGAAUACAUGCCAUUGAAACUGAGGAUUGGACUGCGGCACCCUGAUCCUGUGGUGGAGACCAGCUCUCUCUCCAGUGUCAAACCACCAAAUGUGUGGUACAGACUUUCCAUUCCAGAGGAGACUAUUGACAGAGGCUGGUUAUCUGCCCUUCAGCUUGAGGCCAUCACAUACGCUGCGCAGCAACAUGAGACAUUCCUACCAAAUGGAGACAGAGCGGCCUACUUGAUUGGAGAUGGAGCUGGUGUUGGAAAGGGAAGAACCAUUGCUGGCAUCAUAUAUGAAAACUAUCUGCUUGGAAGAAAAAGAUCACUUUGGUUUAGUGUCUCUAAUGACUUGAAAUAUGAUUCAGAGAGAGACUUAAGAGACAUCGGUGCAAAGAACAUUCAGGUCCAUUCAUUAAACAAGUUCAAAUAUGGAAAGAUCUCGUCGAAACACAACGGAAGUGUGAAAAAAGGUGUGAUCUUUGCCACAUACUCAUCUCUGAUUGGAGAGAGUCAGUCUGGGGGAAAGUACAAAACAAGAUUCAAACAGCUACUACAUUGGUGUGGAGACGACUUUGAUGGUGUUAUUGUCUAUGAUGAGUGUCACAAAGCCAAAAAUGUUUGCCCUAUCGGGUCGUCUAAGCCCACAAAGACCGGGCUGGCAGUUUUAGAGCUACAGAACAAGCUGCCAAAAGCUCGGGUUGUGUACGCUAGUGCUACAGGAGCAUCUGAACCCCGCAACAUGGCCUACAUGAAUCGCCUUGGGAUAUGGGGGGAGGGAACUCCAUUUAAGGAAUUUACUAAUUUUAUCCAAGCUGUGGAGAGAAGAGGUGUUGGUGCCAUGGAGAUUGUUGCCAUGGAUAUGAAGCUGAGAGGAAUGUACAUUGCUCGACAGCUGAGUUUCACAGGCGUGACGUUUAAAAUCGAAGAAGUCCCUUUGUCUCAGAAGUACAUCAAGAUGUACAACAAAUCUGUCCGCUUGUGGGUCAGUGCCAGAGAGAAGUUCCAGCAAGCCGCCAACUUGAUGGAUGCAGAGCAACGGAUGAAAAAGUCAAUGUGGGGCCAGUUCUGGUCUGCUCACCAGAGGUUUUUCAAGUACCUUUGUAUUGCCUCCAAAGUUCGGAGAGUAGUGCAGCUGGCCCGAGAGGAGGUUAAAAAUGGAAAGUGUGUUGUGAUUGGUCUUCAAUCAACUGGAGAGGCUCGAACCCUUGAGGCCUUGGAAGAGGGAGGAGGCGAGCUCAAUGACUUUGUUUCAACUGCAAAGGGUGUGCUGCAGUCCCUUGUGGAGAAGCAUUUCCCUGCUCCAGACCGACAGAAGCUCUUCAGUUUAUUGGGCAUUGAUCUGAGUGUGAAGAAAAUGCCUUCACCUUCAGAAACCCUCAUAGAGCAGAAAGGCAAAAAACGGAAAGGGCCAGAAACGAAAAAGGAAGUGAAGAAAGCCAGAAAAUCCGGAGGUCUAUUUGGUAACAGCUCUGAUGAGAGUAACUCUGAUGAUUCAGACAAAGAUGCCGAGAGUGAUGACAGCUUCAAAUCUAUAAGCUCAGGGGAGGAGGAUGAAGAUGACUUCAACCCCUUUAAGGAUGAUUCCAGUGAGGAUGAUGAAGAUGAUCCGUGGCUCAUCAGAAAAGACUCCAAGAAGAGCAAAGAGAAGAAAAACAAGAAGAAAAAGAGCAUCGAUCCAGACUCUAUUCAGAGUGCCUUGUUAGCCUCUGGGCUUGGAACAACCAGGGCCACUUUUACAAGCCCCGCCAUGAAACCUUCAAGCAACAUAGUUACUGUUGCCAAAUGUGAGCCAGAGGAGAGCAGCUGUGUGACCAGUCAGGAUGCUGUGGAGGAUGCCCAGAGGAUGAAGAGAGAUCUGCUGGAACGACUGGAGCAGCUGGCAGAAGAUCUGCCGCCCAACACGCUUGACGAACUCAUCGAUGAACUUGGAGGACCUGAUAAUGUGGCUGAGAUGACUGGCCGCAAAGGCAGGGUAGUCAGCAACGACGAUGGCAGCAUUUCCUAUGAAUCUCGAUCGGAGCUUGAUGUUCCUGUUGAAAUUCUGAAUCUUACGGAGAAGCAGAGGUUCAUGGAUGGAGAAAAGAACAUUGCAAUAAUCUCAGAGGCUGCCAGCUCUGGUAUUUCCCUCCAAGCUGACCGCCGAGUGAAGAACCAGAGGAGGAGGGUGCACAUGACAUUAGAGCUGCCGUGGAGUGCCGACAGAGCUAUUCAGCAGUUUGGUAGAACACACAGAUCGAACCAGGUGACUGCACCUGAAUAUGUUUUUCUCAUCUCUGAACUGGCUGGAGAACAAAGAUUCGCCUCUAUCGUUGCCAAACGACUGGAAAGCCUGGGUGCUCUUACUCACGGAGACAGAAGAGCCACAGAAACAAGAGACCUCAGCCGAUUUAACUUUGAUAACAAAUAUGGUAGAAAUGCUCUGGAAAUAGUCAUGAAGUCUAUCGUCAAUUUGGACUCUCCUCUAGUGUCUACACCUGCUGACUUUAAUGGGGAAUUCUUUAAAGAAAUCCGUAAUGGUUUAAUCGGUGUGGGACUGAUAAACAUGGAAGACCGAUCAGGAGUUCUUUCGCUAGACAAAGAUUACAACAACAUUGGAAAGUUCUUGAACCGGAUUCUUGGUAUGGAGGUCCAGCAGCAGAAUGCUCUCUUUCAGUAUUUCUCUGACACAUUGAAUGCUGUCAUUCAAAAUGCCAAAAAAAGUGGACGAUAUGACAUGGGAAUCUUGGAUUUGGGUUCUGGAGAUGAAAAAGUGAGGAAAGUUGAUGUCAAAAAAUUCUUGACACCAGGAUAUUCCACCUCAGGACAUGUGGAGCUCUAUACAGUGAGUGUGGAGCGGGGAAUGUCAUGGGAGGAUGCCACCCAUAUUUGGGCCGACCAGAACGGACCAGAUGAUGGCUUUUACGUGCAGGUGCGGAAUAACAAGAAAAUUGCCAUCCUAAUAAAGGAAGUCAACACCAUUAAGAGACACUUCAUGGUGUACAGACCAAAUACAGGAAAACAAGUAAAGCUGGAGACUUACGCAGACAUCAAGAAGAGGUGUAAAAAGGUCCUCUCUGAUGAUGCUAAGGUACACUGGAUUGAUCAGUACAAUUCCUCUGCUGAUGUCUGCUCUCAUGCGUAUUGGCGAGGGAACUGUAAGAAGGCCUCACUAGGGCUACAGUGUGAGAUUGGGCUGCGCUGCAGGAUGUACUAUGUCCUCUGUGGCUCUGUCCUCAGUGUGUGGACCAAAGUGGAAGGUGUCCUGGCCCCAGUCAGUGGAUCCAACGUGAAGAUGCAGAUUGUACGUUUAAGAACAGAGGAUGGGCAGAGGAUAGUGGGUCUGAUCAUUCCAGCCAAUUGCGUGUCUUCCCUGGUCAAUAUCCUGUCAUCAUCAGAUCAGUCUCAGCAGCUGGCUGUGCAGCAGCAGCAAAUGUGGCAACAACUCCAUCCGCAGAGCAUCAGCCAUACUGCCAACACAUAGUGUGACCACCUCGCACCUUACUGCGGGGCAGAUGUGGGAUCAUUAGCCAGCCAGCCUCCCCUUCCUCCGCUGGUAUGCUACGAGAAAGACGGCGCUUGUGUCGUAUUUAAAAUUUCAGGAUACAUGUCCAAAGUGGACUCAUCGCCAAAGGAGCUUGCUGGACUACUGAAUCAAAGCUCUGCACGUCAGAGCGCACGGAGUGCGACAGCGAAACGAGAGUUGUGAAAACCAUCGCCUGUGCUUUCCAUUGAGAUUAUACUUGGCUCUUUGAUACUUAAGAGGGCUGAUGAGUCACCAACACUAGACACACAGUAUUUAAACAGGACAGCGCUCAGGGGUUACUCAUAAUCAAGCUUUUUUUUUUUUUUUUUUUCAUUUUGAGUCCUUUUAAACCAUUUCAAGGACUUGACGCGCCACCAAACCAAGCGUCUCGAUAUAGCGCUCUGAUACGGCAUGUAUUAGGCAUGACACCGCUUGUUUACCACUUAAUACAGUCCUUGAUUUGAAACGGGAAAUGGGUGUGAGUGGUAUUAACCCAACCCUGAAGACUUUUCUGGAACUCUGAUGAGUUGCAUGGAUUCUCUUUGGAUUUUGUUUAGUUGUGAGCGUUAGGUCUGAUAGGGUUGACUAUAUUUUUGCUGCUUUCCAGUGUUUCAGUUUGAGUGUUUAAUGAGGAAGCAAGUGUUGUUCUCUUGACAUUUUUGAAGUAAACUGGAAUUCCCUCUGCAGAAGUCCACGUCGAUCAACAUUUACGGUUAAUGCAUUUUCCAUUUCUUUGUUUUAAUCAUUUAGUCACACGAUUUGUGUAUUCGGGUGAAGAACAUCUGAAUAGUUCCUUCCCCCAAUUGAUCUACCGGUAAUUUUGCUGUAAAUGUUGGACUUUCACAAAUGCUUGGUCUUUGGUGUAUAGUUGCAUAUCUGAAAUGUCAUGUUUUGUGGAAAUAUUAUUAUUAUUAUUAUUAUUAUAGAUGUUGCAGCACUCUAAAGACAAUGUCUUUUUCAUCCUUGCACGAGUUGCACUACUGAUGGAUCUGUUGUACAAAUAAUCUAUGAAAAAUUUAACUGACUGCAAGAUCUCUACCUCUUGCAUAUGACCAAUAAAUCUUAUGGAUUACCUCUCUUCCAAAA
This is a messenger RNA of Xyrauchen texanus (razorback sucker), 5615 nucleotides long. RefSeq names its product protein strawberry notch homolog 1-like. The record is from RefSeq and is a predicted model, not a curated record. Gene Ontology annotation, cellular component: nucleus. The coding region runs from base 327 to 4487 and encodes 1386 amino acids. Gene Ontology annotation, molecular function: histone binding; chromatin DNA binding. Lineage: Eukaryota; Metazoa; Chordata; Actinopteri; Cypriniformes; Catostomidae. The transcript has 32 exons. Gene Ontology annotation, biological process: regulation of DNA-templated transcription.